CGGCGUGGCGAUCCGCCGGCCGUGCCGACGAAGGCGAUGACGCCGAGGGCGGUGAUCGGUCAAAUGACCGCUUUAUCCUUUAGCGCUUUUCUACCGUCCUCAGAUUCCUUCUCUCUCUUUUUCAUUUGUUCUCCGCUCAGUAUAAUACAAUAGUUGAAUAAUAGUACAGUAGAAAGUACUCGCUUUUGAGCUUUUCUUGCCGACCAAACCAGGAAUAAAGGGGAGGAAAACGUGGGUUUUGGCAUCUGUUAACGCUGUCGGAGACAAUCCCUCUCGCUUCCGAUUUUUCCUGUCCCUGUCGAUCUCACUUCGAGAGUCCGUGGAUCUGGAUCAUCUGAUAGCGGGACUUGGGAAAUAAAAAACGAUCAGAAGAGAUCGGAGCUCGAUCAGUUUAUCGAGAUUGUUAGAUAAGGAAAGCAGAGAGAAGACAUGGAAACCAAGAUGAAGAAAAUUAAAGUGCACCUUGAAAGAGUUUUUAUUUUAUCCAUAAGAACUAUAGUCAGAUUUAUUCAAUAUCAUCCCUUUGUCAUUAGUCUGGCGUUUUUCUUGCUUGUAUUGUAUAAAUCUUUUCCUUCCCUGUUUGCUUUUCUGGUUUCCUCUUCUCCUGUCAUUGCCUGCACAUUUCUUCUGCUUGGUUUCCUAUUGAGCCAUGGGGAACCUAACAUACCAGUAGUUGAGGAAGAGAAUAAAAGGCUUUCAGAUGUUUCUUCCGUGGACAUUGGAAACUUUUCAAGUUAUAUGUAUGCUAAGGAGAAUGAGAACUUCUCAAUUGAGAACCAUGUAGAUUAUGAAAAUAAUGAUGAUGAAAAGCCCAUUGCAGAUGUGGAAAUUUAUCAGGCAAUGAAUGAGCCUGAAGGAAACAAGAAUCUGAAUACUAUUAUGACCAAAAUUUCAUCAGGCGAGGAAGUGAAAAAGGAGAGCUAUAUUGUGGAAAAUGAAGCAAAUCAACUGAUUCAAGAAAAAGAACUUCCAGGUCAGAGGAGUUGUAAAGACAAAAUUCUUCUUUCUGAGGAGCUAGGUGCAGCAGAAAUGGGCACUAAGGUGAAUGAACAAGAAACUGAAAAUUUUACAUUGGAGAUUGGGGAGCCUGCCUUGGGCCGUCAAUUUGACUCCUCUUUAGGAUUGCCAUGGCUGUCCGUUGAAGAUCAUCAUGCUUCUUCAGAUACUGAAUCAGAUGGUGCAGAGAGUUCCUCUCCUGAUGCUUCCAUGACUGACAUUAUCCCCUUGCUUGAUGAACUUCACCCUCUUCUAAAUUCUGAACAUCCUGAGCAUGUUUCUAUUACGAAGUCAGAUACAACCUCUGAAGGUUCAUCUGUGGACCAUGAAAGUGACGAUAAUAGUAUUGGUGAAAAAGAUGUGCAAGAAAAAAAUGAAGUGCAAGAGGAAAAAGUUGAUGAUGAUGCUACUGCUGCAGUGAGAUGGACAGAAGAUGACCAGAUGAAUGUGAUGGAUCUUGGCUUUUCUGAAUUGGAGAGAAAUCAAAGGUUAGAAAGUUUAAUAGCAAAACGAAGAGCAAGGAAAAACCUGACAUUUAGGAUGGAUAGAAAUCUUAUUGACUUGGAUGCUAAUGACUCUUUCCUUAGUAAAGAUGAGCUAUCACGCUUUCGCAUCCAACUUCCCUCGAGAAGAAAUCCAUUUGAUAUUCCCAAUGAUUCAGAGGAAACAAUUGAUUUACCACCAAUUCCGGGCUCUGCUCCAUCUACUUUGCUACCAAGACAAAAUCCAUUUGAUUUUCUAUAUGAUGCUCAAGAACAAGAGAAUAACCUCAUGGGUGAAACUAGGAAUCUCCAGGAUUUUAUGCCAGCAUCAUGCCUUGAGAGCUUAUUUAGAAGGGAUGACACCUUUGACUUAGGAAGAAGAGGCCUUCAGCGAGAGAGGCAUCAGUCGAGGUUUAAACCUUAUUUUAUUUCAGAGAUGGAUUUAGAAGGAACUUCUACUUUUCAGAGACAAUUUAGUGACAAGAGUGAAUCAAAAGUGAGUUUUGUUUCAGAAUCAGACACAGUUUCUUCAGCUACAGAUCCGGAAUAUAAAAAAGAGAGGGAGAUGCAGGAGGUAGAUAGGGUUGUUGAACUGUCCUCUCUUGCUAAACAUGAUACUGAUGCAGGGGAUCAUGUAAUUCACGCUUCUGAAGAAGAAUCAGAUGGUGCUUAUGAAAGGAAGAGGGAACAUCUUACCAAUUAUAUCGAAAUUGAUGUGGAUGAUAAUCACAUCGAUAUAGAAAAUGAUCAAGUUGUUGAAGUCUUCAGUGCCAUAAACAAAGAUAUCAGAGAAGAAUUACGCCAAACUUUGUCCAUUUCAGAUUCUGAGAAAGUAGAAGUGAUUGAAAAGAAGCAUGAUGAGCCAAGCUCAUCAUCAUUAACACAACAAUCAUCUACCUUGGAGCAAGCAAAUAAUGUUUUCCCAGAAUCUGAUUAUUUGACAAUGGUAGAUCAAGUUUAUGACAAUAUAGUUGCAAUGCCUGUCUAUGAUUCUAGUCCAUCAGCCAGUGGAAACUCUCUCGAUAAACAGUCAACAAUUGAUGAAACUUUGCACUAUGCAGGUCAAGGUGGUAAUGUGGAUUCUUUAGUGAAGUUUGACAUGAUGAAGGAUUCCAUAGAAGUUUCAGCUCCAGAGGCAUUACAGGUCUCAGCUGCCUCAGGAACUAUGGAUUUUCUGACAGUUAAUGCAAACAUGGAGGAGUUAGAAUCCAUUGGCAUAGAACCUUUGGAAUCGUUCCUGAUUUCAGUUUCUAUUGAUGAAAACAGUUCAAGACUGAAUGAGGUUGAUGGCACCAAUGAAUAUAAUGCGGCCAAAAUUGGAAAAUCAGCUAUUCUAGAAGUUCCAGAUCAAGAUGAAAAUUUGAUUAAUUUAGAGUUAUUUGAAUCAUCAAAAUACAUGGACUCCUUGAUUGUUUCAGAGAAGAUUUCUGAGUUUAGUACCCAGUCAAUAAAUGAUCUGUUGAAGUCAAGUGAUGCCAUUGAGGUUUCAAUCCUAACUAAACAUGAAGCUGGUGCUCUGAAGACUGUUAGUAGCUCUGGUGAGGAAUCUAAUGUGGCCCAACCUUCAUCCUUAGAUACUGACAAGACUUUGCUAGCAGAGACAGAUGGAUCUGUUAAUUCUCACAUUGAAGAACUGUUGUCUAAUCUUCAAGGAUCUGAUUUAAUAUUUGAAAAGGAUAGCCAGUCUGAAUAUGUUGCUUUUGGUUCCAGAAGUUCUUUGAACCACCCUUUCAAUUCUAAAGAAAGCUCUAGUCAGAUUGUUGCUGUGUUAGGUAACCAAUCCUUCGAAGAAAGAUCCAUCAAGUCUCAGGAGUUGCAUUCAGAAGUCAGCCAAGCUGGAACUGUGGAAUCACAAAUUUGGUCUCCAUUUGGCUCUAAAGAUAACAUUGAGCAGACUGUUUAUAACCCCAAGAUUCGAAUUCUUGACUUAAGCUUAGUUGAAGAGUUUUCAGAAUAUAGUCAGCCACCUGAAGAGGGAAUGGAAUCCCAUGUUUCAGAAUGGAGCUUUGACAUCUUAUCAAGUGAUCUUCAGUCAAGUGAAGUGAGUACUAAGAAUUAUAUGUCCCAGACUAUGACAGAUUUGGAUAUUCCAGUAAUUGAAGCAAGGUCUGUUGAAGAAAUCUACUCAUAUUUUAAGAAAAAUAGCGAAGAAAGUGCAGAAAAAUCGAUGUAUAAAAUUAUGACAGAUUCAGAGCUUCCAGUUGUUGAAGCAAGACUACCUAUUGAAGAAAGUUACUCAUAUUUCGAACAAAUUAGUGAUGAAAGCAACAAAAAAUCUUUACAUCAAACUAUUAUAGAUUCACAGCUUCCAGUUGUUGAAGCAACAUCUAUUGAAGAAAUCCACUCAUAUUUUAAAGAAACUACCAAAGAAGGCCCAAGUAUAGCUAUAUAUUAUGAGGAUGGGUCUCAAGGUUUGCCCAGUAAUGUGCAUAUGGAUGCAAAGCCAAUACAAUCUGAUUUGCAUGUCGUUGAAGCAAAUUCCAUUGAAGAUAUUGAUAUGGCUUUUAGCCGGCCUUUACAUAGUACCAGCAAUAAAGCCCCAGGAAUUACUGAAGAAAGCCCAAGUGUGCCUAUAUCUUAUGAGGUUGAGCCUCGAGAUUCACCUAAUCAUGUGCAUAUGGAUGCAGAGACAAUGCAAUCUGACCUGCAUGUUAUUGAAGCAAAUUCCAUUGAAGAUAUUGAUGUGGCUUUUAGCCAGCUUUUACAUAGUAUUAGCAAUAAGGCCCCAAGAAUUACUGAAGAAAGUCCAAGUGUGCCUAUAUCUUAUGAGGGUGAGCCUCGAGAUUCACCUAAUAAUGUGCAUAUGGAUGCAAAGACAAUGCAAUCUGACCUACAUGUUAUUGAGGCAAAUUCCAUUGAAGAUAUUGAUGUGGCUUUUAGCAAACUUUUAUAUGGUACCACCAGCAACAAGGCCUCCAAAAUUACUGAAGAAACUCCAAACUUGCCUAUUUAUCACGAGUCUCGAGAUCCACCUGAUAAUGUGCAUAAGGAUGCAAAGACAAUGCAAUCUGACCUGCAUGUUAUUGAGGCAAAUUCCAUUGAAGAUAUUGAUGUGGCUUUUAGCCAACUUUUAUAUAGUCCCACUAGCAACAAGGCCUCCAAAAUUACUGCAGAAAGUCCAAACUUGCCUAUUUAUUAUGAGUCGUCUCGAGAUCCACCUGAUAAUGCGCAUAUGGAUGCAAAGAUGAUACAAUCUGAUAUGCAUGUUAUUGAAGCAAAUUCAAUCGAAGAUAUUGAUGUGGCUUUUAGCCAACCUUUAUAUAGUACCAGCAACAUAGCCCCAAAAAUUAGUGAAGAAAGUCCAAGUGUGCCUAUAUAUUAUGGGGAGUCUAGAGAGUCACCUGAUAAUGUGUAUAUGGAUGACCUGCAUGUUAUUGAAGCAAAUUCAAUAGAGGAUAUUGAACUGGCUUUUAGUCAGCUUUUAUAUAGUACCAACAACAAAGCCUCAGAAAUUACUCAAGAAAGUCCAAGAAUGUCAAUGCAUUAUGAGUCUCGAGAUAAUGUGCUUAUGGAUGCAAAGCCAAUACAAUCUGAUCUACAUGUUAUUGAAGCAAAUUCCAUUGAAGAUAUUGAUGUGGCUUUUAACCAACUUUUACAUAGUACCAGCAACAAAGCCCUAAAAGUUAGUGAAGAAGGUCCAAGCGUGCCUAUCUAUUAUAAGCAGUCUCAAGGUUCACACGAUAAUGUGCAGACGGAUGCAAAGCCGAUACAAUCCGACCUGCAUGUUGUCGAAGCAAAUUCUAUUGAAGAUUUUGAUGUGGCUUUUGGCCAACUUUUGCAUAGUACCAGCAACAAAGUCCAGGAAGUGCAUACUGCUGAUGACAUUAUUUUGAAUUUAAAAUAACCUUUUGCAACUGAAACUAGCUCAACCAGGGAAACUGGAAACGUUGGUGAAAAAUCAGGAGAUUAAGUAUUGAUAAAGUUUGCUGCCUGAAAAAUAACAACACUUCGGAAGAAACAAGAAGAAGAUUGAGGUUCUGUGUUUUUUUUUUUUUUUCCAAUUGUUGAGUGUCAAUUUUAAUGUGUUUGUUUUACUUAUCAUUUCUUUUUUUAAAAAAAUUGUUAGUUAGUAUAUUAGAUACGGCGUUGAAAGUUUUUGGGGUGUUCUUCGCCUUUACGAUUAUAAUGCUGUUGUUUGCUUUAUGUUUGUAUUUGUUGGGUCCAUAAAUAUGUUCUUAUUCAUCUCUUUAUUGUUUGCUCAUCAUUGAUUUAGUUAA
Messenger RNA from Zingiber officinale, 5695 nucleotides. RefSeq lists its product as uncharacterized. NCBI's taxonomy places the organism in Eukaryota, Viridiplantae, Streptophyta, Magnoliopsida, Zingiberales, Zingiberaceae. The transcript is spliced from 3 exons. The record is from RefSeq and is a predicted model, not a curated record. The coding region runs from base 430 to 5322 and encodes 1630 amino acids.